This is a messenger RNA of Owenia fusiformis, 1576 nucleotides long. The record is from the annotation of a GenBank genome assembly. NCBI's taxonomy places the organism in Eukaryota, Metazoa, Annelida, Polychaeta, Sabellida, Oweniidae.
AGAAAAGAGUAAAUCGGCAAGCAACAAGAAGGAUACACUAAGAUUUGGAAGAGAAGCAUUAGAAACACUUAUAUUGUCAAGAACUACUCACUAAAAUUCCCCAAUCAUGGCUGCCAUACUUCCCCCAAAACAACAAGGAACAUACACAUUCGCUAGUCAACCGAGAGCAGUAAGACAGAGAAAGAAAUAUAGGGAUGGAGAAGAAGAUCCCAACAGCAGCCAGUAUGGAAACAUCAUGUACGACAGAAGAAUUGUGCGUGGAAACACAUAUGCCCAACACACGCUACCAGCUACAGCCCAGCCAGAUCCUAUUGAACUUCAACGUCAACAAGAACUGAGGCGUCGUGCAAUGGCUAGGAAACGUGCAAAGGAACAACUUAGACCAAGAUCCCCUGAAGCAGUCGAAGGACGAAAACACAUAGAUGUCCAAACAGAACUGUACCUAGAAGAAUUAAGUGAUCGUGUUGAGGAAGCUGAUGUUGAUACUCAGACAGAUGCAUUCCUGGACAGGCCCCCAUCUCCCAUGUUCAUUCCAGCAAAGACUGGUGUUGAUAUUGAAACCCAGAUCUUAGAGGGAGAACUUUUUGAUUUUGACAUUGAGGUUAAGCCUAUUCUUGAAGUCCUAGUAGGUAAAACUAUAGAACAAUCUCUUCUUGAAGUAAUGGAAGAAGAGGAAUUAGCUAACCUUAGAGCACAACAGAGAGCCUUUGAGGAGCUGAGAAAUGCUGAACUUGUUGAACAACAGAGACUUGAAGAACAAGAGAGACGUCAUCGGGAAGAGAAGGAGAGAAGAAUGAAGCAACAAAGAGAAAUUCUCAGGAAAGAAAAAGAAACUGCAGACAAAAUCUCAGCUCGUGCAUUUUCUCAAAGCUACCUUGCAGAUCUCGUACCCUCUGUAUUUGGAACACUAUCAGAUAAUGGUUACUUCUAUGAUCCUGUAGAAAGAGAUUGUGAACAAGGUUUUAUGCCAUGGCUGAUGGAUCGUGUUGAAGAACAACUGGAGAAGAAUGUGAAUGGACGUACAGUACUCGAUGGAAUUCUCCGAGCAGUUGUCCAGUCUCGUCAUGAGGCAUUUAAAAAAUUAGAAGAUGCAAUAAGGCAGCAACAGUUAGCUGAGUUAGCAGCACAACAAAUAGCAGAGGAGAAAAAUCGACCUGUUAGUGUAGAAGGUAGCAAGGCUGCUACAGAAUCUGGAGAAACUGAAAAACCAGAGAGUGAAAAACCUGCAGAAGAUGAGACAGCAGCUGUAACAGAGCCAGAUACAGAAGUAGAACAAGAGCCGGAGGGAGGAGUAGGGGAGGAGGAACAGCAGGAGGAAUAGCCACUGUCCUACCUCCCACUUGAAUAAAAAAAAUUGUAAAAAGACAUUGUAAAUAGUCAUAAUGUUAUUUCAAAGUCCACUAGUUUAGGACAAUUAUUUUCUAAAAAUAUUCUAUGUUCAUAUAUUCCUUACUGACAAUCAAAAUGUUAAAUGUAUAAAACUGUUGAAUGUUCAGAUUGGCCUAUAACUUACAGGCCCUGACACCUAAUACAUCUAUGCUGAUGUCAGUGAAAAUAAAUAUCUAUUAAAAACAAA